Messenger RNA from Spizellomyces punctatus DAOM BR117, 926 nucleotides. RefSeq names its product sepiapterin reductase. Bases 46 to 831 code for a protein of 261 amino acids. Gene Ontology annotation, molecular function: sepiapterin reductase (NADP+) activity. Gene Ontology annotation, biological process: tetrahydrobiopterin biosynthetic process. The record is from RefSeq and is a predicted model, not a curated record. The transcript has a single exon. Lineage: Eukaryota; Fungi; Chytridiomycota; Chytridiomycetes; Spizellomycetales; Spizellomycetaceae.
CCCGACGAAGGCGUCCUUCCCAUCUUGCAGCAUUUCUAUCCCAAAAUGCCCCGUACCCUAAUUCUCCUGACAGGCGCCUCGAGGGGCUUUGGGAAAUCUCUCACCCUAGCCCUAUCGGCGUCUAAACUCGUAGCACAAGAGACCGACUUGUUACUGACGGCCCGUAACACUGCUCAGUUGGAAGAAACCAAGGCGGAAGCCCUCGCAGCGGCGUCGUCAAAGUCUCUUCACAUUGUAACGCAUUCGGCUGAUUUUACAUCUCUGGAUCUGGACAGCGUUUGCAAAGAUUUGUUUGCCAAAAUCCCACACCCGGCGACUCAAUACGCGCGGGUAUAUCUUUUCAACAAUGCCGGGUCACUGGGGAAACUCGACAGAAUGCGACACCAAACUCCCGAUGACAUUAGCCCUGCCGUUCAUCUGAACCUUACCGCUCCUCUAGCAUUGACGUCCGCUUUUCUAAGACACUUUCCCAACCCCACUCAGAUCCAUAUCAUCAACAUAUCCUCAUUAGCGGCCAUCCAGGCUUUUGACUGUUGGGGCGUUUACUCUGCAACCAAAGCUGCCCGAGAUAUGUACCACAAGACCAUUGCAGUGGAAGAGCCCAACAUAAGGGUAUUGAAUUAUGCACCUGGACCACUGAAUACUGAUAUGCAGACGAGGAUCAGGGAGGAGAUGCCGGAUGUGCCUUUGAGGGAGGUGUACACUGACAUGCAUGCUCAAGGCAAGUUGGUUGAACCAACGGUUUCUGCCAAGGUAUUGAUUGGAUUGUUGGAGAAGGAUGAGUAUGAGAAUGGGGCACAUAUAGAUAUCUAUGAUGUCAAGGGAUGGUGACUUGCCUUUAGUGGGACGGUGGAAAAGGAAUGUUUAUUGUAAAUGUAAACCCAAAUAUGAACUCUUGGUUUUCAAGUUUCCUAUUUUUAAAAGUA